Trichobilharzia regenti is the source of this 1427-nucleotide messenger RNA. NCBI's taxonomy places the organism in Eukaryota, Metazoa, Platyhelminthes, Trematoda, Strigeidida, Schistosomatidae. The record is from the annotation of a GenBank genome assembly.
AUGCAACAGCUUGUCCAAAAAUCAUUGAAAAGUGCUCAGCGUGUAGCAGUGGGUAACUUCCUCAAAGAUUUAGCCUAUUUAAAAGUGCCUGUCGAAUUCAAAAAUAGUGGACAAUAUGUGCUGUUCCAAGAUUUGUUAAAGGUAGUUACUGGAGAAUACAACUGGAACAGACCAACACAAGGACUGAUAUUGGGAGCUUUCUUUUGGGGUUACAUCAUCACUCAGAUACCAGCUGGAUUAUUAUCAUUGAAAUAUGGUCCAAAAUGGAUUGCAUUCAUUGGGGUAUUUGGAUGUGCUAUUGUAGAACUUUUUGUCCCAAUUUCAAGUCAUUUAAAUGCUACAACAGUAAUUAUUCUACGUGUAAUUGAAGGUCUAUUUUCGGGUCUGGUAAUGUCAGCAGUUAGUUGUUUGAUGGGUAAUUGGGCACCUGCAGGUGAGAAAAGUCGAUUUGGUGCUCUCACAACUUGUGGUAUGCAAAUGGGAACAAUUGUUGGCCAAAUAUUAGCCGGGAUUGUAUCACAACCACGCCUGAUUGAUUUAGGCACUAUGCCUAAAUCAUAUAUGUAUAUUUCAUAUUGGCCAUAUGCUCAUUAUUUAUUCGGUAUAUUAAAUAUCCUAUUUUCCGCUCUAUGGAUAUUUACUGUCUAUGAUAAUCCAUUAAAACAUCCAUGGAUUAGUGAAAAAGAAAAGGAAUAUUUAUUAGAAACUAUUUAUACUACUACUACUACUACUAAUACCAAUGAUAAUACUGAAUACAAUAAAGUUAAUGAGGAAUCAAAUACUACUGAAAAGGAAGUUAGCAGUAUUGGUGAUACUAAAAACGAAAAAUCUGACGACCAAAAAACACGCCUACUAUGUACGUUCAUUGGAAUUGAAAGAGGGAUUCAGUUUUAUGGAAUUGACUUAACAAUAACAACAAUAUCUAGACCUGAUGAAGAGGAGGUUAUCGAGAAGAAUAUUAUUUAUUCAGGAACUAUUCGACGUAUGUUUGGUGAUAUUUUGAAUCAUACAUUACUGCCUAAAAUAUACCUGGCAGCUCACAUCGUUGUGUGAUCUCGCUGAAGUAGUGCAGGCUGUUAUGUAAUCUUGUUGAUGUAGUCAGUCGGCAUUUGUGAUCAGCUCAUCUGUUUCUAAUUCGGCAUCCCUAUUUCACUCUCGACGUCAUGCGAAACAUAACACUCACAUUGAUUGAUACAUCACUCCUGCUGCGAAUAUAAUUUCGAUUGACAGCACAAUAUAUUUGGUUAAGACAUUCACUUACGUUAAAUACUUCACAUCGGAAACAGAAACCGGUGUAUUUGAACAACCCUUUGUCCGUUGUGAUUACAUGCUGAACAUGUACAAGAAGGGUCUUUUAAACCGCAGAUGGGACAGAAUGACCAUCCGAUGUUUGCAUCACCUUGUUCAGGCUAACAAGCGCUUCUGGU